Brassica oleracea var. oleracea is the source of this 853-nucleotide messenger RNA. Its product is annotated as ribosomal L1 domain-containing protein 1. Lineage: Eukaryota; Viridiplantae; Streptophyta; Magnoliopsida; Brassicales; Brassicaceae. Bases 58 to 834 code for a protein of 258 amino acids. The record is from RefSeq and is a predicted model, not a curated record. Gene Ontology annotation, cellular component: 90S preribosome. The transcript has a single exon.
CGCUAUUCAACCAGUCUUAUUCGCACCGCCGCCGCCUCUCCCUACACUCACCGGAGAAUGAGUUCCCCCGCUCCCCCUCCACCGUUAUACCACUCGAAAAUCGACGCAAAGAACGUCAACAGAGCCCUAAAGUCUCUACUAAAAUGGCGGGACUCCAAAUCAAACCCCCAGAACUCAUCAGAGCCCCUCGAUAACAACAACAACAACAGCGACGGCGGCUUCGUCUACCUAGUCGUAACCCUAAAGAAGCCUCCCCAGAUCGAUCGCACCAAUCCGCUAACGAUCCCUCUCCCCCACCCUCUCAUCGACUUAACCGAAUCCCCUCCGGAGCUCUGCCUAAUCAUCGACGACAAGCACAAGAACAAAAUCACAAAGGAGACGGCUCUGAAGAAGAUCGAGGCCGAUAACGUCCCGAUCACGACGGUGAUCAAGGUCUCGAAGCUGAAGGCGGAGCUAAAGAAGCUGGAGGCGGAGGAAGGGAGGCGGCACGAGCUCUUCUUCGCGGAGAGGAGGCUGAUGCCGAUUUUGCCGAAGUUGUUGGGGAAGGAGUUUGUUAAGAGGAAGAAGAGUCCGAUUGAGAUUAACUUGAGGAGCGGGAACUGGAAGGAGCAGGUUGAGAGAGUUUGUGAAUCGGCGUUGGUCUACGUGGGAACGGGGACGUGUAGCGUUGUGAAGGUGGCGAAGUUGUCUAUGGGGAGGAAGGAGAUUGCGGAGAAUGUUGUGGCGGUUAUGGAGGGGAUCGCUGGUUCGAUUCCUGGGAAGUGGAGGAAUGUUAAGUUGUUUCAUUUGAAGUUGCUUGAGAGCUUGGCUUUGCCUGUUUAUGAAUCAGUUUGAGAUGUGGAGAGUUUUGGAA